AUGUCUGAGAAGUUUGUUCAUGCUGUUUUGAAUCAUGGUGAGCAUUCUGCUGCGUUUUGUAUUAAUACUUUUAUCACUGUUGAUGAAUUGAUGCAUUUUGCCUGUAAGCAGUGGAGGUCUUUGUCCCCUUUGAAUAUAUGUUUUUCCUAUAUGGAUACUAAUCAAGUAGUUUUUAUACAAGGUGAUAUAAAACUUCAAGGUUUAGAUGCUCUUGUUAUUCAGAUGAACAAUGAAGAUUUCUAUUUGAAUGUUGAUGUGAUUCCGAAGCAUACUGGUUGUAGCACUAGUUCAAGAGAAUUUGUGGGUGGUGUUAAAGCUGUAAGGAUUGUUGUUGAUCAGUACAAUAUGUGUACUGGUUACAAGAUUCUUAUUCUUAAAAACGACAAGACUCGUUUUACUGCGAAGUGCGAAGAAGAUGGUUGUGGUUGGAGGAUUCACUUUGGGCCUGUGAAUGGUGACAUUUCUCGGUUUGUGCUGAAAGAUUCUAACGUUAUUCACAGUAUACAGGGUGAUCCCACUUUAAAACCCAAACAGAUCAUGUCACUCUUUAAGAAGACUUAUGGGUCCAAUAUUAAGUAUCACCAUGCCCGUAGAGGGAAAGAAGCUGUAUUUGAAGAUCAAUAUGGUGACGACGAGAAGUCGUAUAGCGAUUUAAAUUGGUAUCUCAGGCCCAUGAUUUACUUGGACGCUACUUUCCUCAUUGGUAGAUUCAGGGGUACUUUGAUGGCUGCAACAUGUGUCAAUGGAAAUGAUGGUUUUUACCCAUAUGCCUUUGCUAUUGUUUUAUCUGAAAACAAAGACAAUUGGGCAUUCCAAGAGCAUUUCCUGGUUCAUAUCACAGCUAUUGCUUUUACCACAUCAAGUGCAAUCUCCCUAUUGGAAAAGGUGAUGCGAAUUACAAUCGUUAUUGAUUUGUUUUACAAAGCUGCUUACUCUUACACAGCAGCGAACUUUGAAGAAGCUUUGCGGGGCAUGCAUGCAAUUGGUUGUGGACAUGUUGCUAAUUAUCUCAGGACCAUUCCAAAGGAGAAAUGGGCAAAUGCAUUUUUCCCUGUAUGCAGAUAUGCUGCUCACUCUUCAUCUAUUGCCGAGUCAUUCAAUAACUGGAUUCUUGAGUUCAAAAAGCUCUGCUUUUGCUCUUCUCGAUGCGAUACGUUUUGGUUUGAUUAUUCUAAGAGAAGGGUAGAAGGUCUUGAAAAUUUUAACACUAGGCUCACUCCCGUAUACGAGGAUUUACUAAACGAGAACAUCAACAUUGGUCGUACUUGGACUGUUGUUGAGUCUAUGGAAAGAUUGUAUGAAGUCAGGUCUCCCCGCACUCAUUCUGUAGAUCUGUUGGAGAGAACUUCAUUAUGUACACCUUGCUGUACAAUGGAUGCUACUAGUUUAUUUUGUUUAGUAAUAUUCAUUUUUAGUUCUAAUGCCAGUAAUUAG
Molecule: messenger RNA, 1434 nt
Organism: Papaver somniferum (opium poppy)
Lineage: Eukaryota; Viridiplantae; Streptophyta; Magnoliopsida; Ranunculales; Papaveraceae
Exons: 7
Coding region: 1-1434 (477 amino acids)
Source: RefSeq, a predicted model, not a curated record